UCUGGAAGACAGCGGAGCUGCCGCCAUUUUGCGGGAAGAGGAGCAGCUCCAGUUGUAGUGGGGUUCUUACUGCUGAGUCUCUGGAAGGGAGUCGUGCUUCGCGUCCCCCGACACACCCAAAGGAACGAAGGGAACCGGGACCCCCCCCACCCUGCGGGGACCCGGAACUGGUAAGAAACCCCGAAACCGUGUGCCCCCCGAAACGUCACCUAUGCGUGACGUUGUCGCACGGCGCCUCCCCCUGACGUCACAGGCAGAAAAUGGCGUCAAGAGCAGAAUUGGGCAAACUUAAAAUUAAAAACAUUUUUUGUUUACUUUGAUCUGGAAGUGUUCGCUACCUAACUGUAGUCCAUCGGCACCCUCGUGGCUACAUCCUUUAGCGAUGAAGAUGCUGUUUCAAGGGUCCCAAUGACUGAUCUCUUUCCAGGUCCCCGCAGCCUUGACAUUUAGGGUGUCCCACACUGUGAGGGAGCAUCGACCCACCACGGUCUGAGAGGACAUGUGGGAUCCGUUUUCAGCCCCUAGUGCCACCACUCAGAGAUGAGGGAAUUGAGGCUUCUUCCUCAAUCUUCAGCCUCUCAAAGACUCCUGUUCAGUAUGUUGGCCACUGUGCCCACACAUCCUGUGGCGGUAGAGGAGCAUAAUGGGGCCACAUACGAGGGUUUAGAAUCGGGACACUGGCCCUCGCAGAGAUGCUGCCUGUCGGUAACUUGUAGGACCAUUUUUUGAAGCGUGGCCUUGGCUGUUACACAACAUGGGGAAUGUUUUUAUCUUUCUCAUUGUUUGUUUUUCUUAAUUAAGCUGUCCUCAGUUUGGAGAUGUUUGUGCCCAGCUCAGUUACCCGACCCAGGAGAUGGCGCUACCAUCACCCCUGGGACUCCAGCGUUUGGUGAAUUCUGCCUGAUGGGGCUGACAGUGGUUCUUCACUCUCCUUUGCCCCCGCGGCAGUGGGGCCUAAGUGCUGGCUUGGGCCUUGUCUGUGCUAUGACAAGGUCCACGUAGUGCCGUGAUUAUGGGCCUCUAACGUAGUUUUUGAAGCAGGGUUGGAAGAAAGCACUAUAAUAUUUUAAUGUAUGGGAUUGAGUGGACUUUGAUCCAUAAGUUAGGACUCAAAGAGUUUGAAAACUCCCAACGUGAAAGCACAUAGUGUUUGGGACAUUCUGUUUUUAGGACAUCUAGAAAGACUAAACCCAGCAAGAUUGCAAGUUUCAGAGUGUGCUGGUGUUAUAUAUGUCUGUGCUUAAAUAGAUUCAUUCAUUUGUUUCUGAAGUCUGAAAACUUUAUUCCAUAGGAAGGGGUUCAUUUGUCAACUUACAUGAAAGUUUUUUUUGGUGUUAAGUUAUCCCUAUGCUGUACUAGCACUCAACAAAGAGCAGUUCUUGAAGCAUUUCAUUUGGAGAGUUAAAGGCAGACUGUAAAAAAGAGAAGCGUUAUGACACUUAGAAAAUUUGUAUAGAUUUGGCAGCCAAAAUGAACGAAAGGGGCUUCCCUGGUGGCGCAGUGGUUGAGAGUCCGCCUGCCGAUGCAGGGGACACGGGUUCGUGUCCCAGUCCGAGAAGAUCCCACAUGCUGUGGAGUGGCUGGGCCCGUGAGCUGUGGCCGCUGGGCCUGCAUGUCCGGAGCCUGUGCUCCGCAACGGGAGAGGUCGCAGCAGUGAGAGGCCCGCGUAGUGCAAAAAAAAAAAAUAAAUGAAAGGAACAGAGCUUGUAGAUCAAAAACUUACUUUUAGAACCGUUUUUUUCCCACAGUAGCAUAUGUUAAGAUAUAUGCUGGCAUAUAUUAAAAUCAGAUAGCAUAUAUUAAAGUCAGCCUGGUUUCUAAUGUUUUGUAGCAUAUACUGUUACACGCUGAGUAUCUGUAAGCCACACAAUAGGUGUGACUAAUGGGACUGAUUCUUUUGAUAUAUCUAUCAGAACAUUAAUUCUUCAGGUCAGUAUAUAUUUAAAAAUAGACAUCUUGGUAAGCUGUGUACUUUUCUUUUUUAAAUUUCCUUUAGGGUUUAAGUUAUAAACCACAUGAGAGAGCAGUAACCUGUUAGAAUAUUAGACUUAAGAGUCGGAAGAUUUAUGAUCAAGGGUCAGCUCCUCCAUUUGAGCUUUGUGACCUUGGGCAGUUCACAGAACCUCAGUUUUUUCAUCUGUGCAUUUUUAAAAUCUUUCUUCCGUCCUUCUUUCCUUCUUCCCUCCCCCCCCACUUCCUUUCUGCUGUGCCGGGUCUUAGUUCAGGCACGUGGGAUCUUUAGUUGCGGCAUAUGGGCUUUUUACUUGCAGCAUGCAUGUGGGAUCUAGUUCCCUGACCAGGGAUCGAACCUGGGCCCCCUGCAUUGGGAGCACGGAGUCUUACCUGCUGGACCACCAGGGAAGUCCCUCAUCUGUGCAUUAGAUCCAGUAUUUGCUUGUAGCAUAUGUUACCAUUGAUUGUUAAAUAAAUGUAAGGUGUUAGUAUAAGAGAUUGAGUUCACUGGUUUUUAGACACACCUAUUUUAUUUUGGUUUGGUUUCCAUUGUAAGCCUUAAAUUUGGCUCCAAGUAAGUUUUAUUGGUUGGCUCUUUCCAAGAAUCUUAUCUCUGUAACAUGUUUAGCAUAGUGCCUAGCAAUAUUAGGUACUAUAAAUGAUAGAUAUUGAUAUAAUGAUUACUUUUAUUAAAUCAUCAAAAUAGGCUAUGGACUCUGAGGGCAACCAAGACAGCAUGAUUGGAUGAUGCAUUAGCUGCUUUAAAGAGGACGAAGCUCUUGAGGAUAUGGAAAGUCUAAUUAUGAUUAACCUCCUUGUAUAGAAAGUAUUUAGAUUAGUUUUUUUUCAGCUUUAUUAAGAUAUAAUUGAUAUAAAAUAUAACUGUACACAUUAAAGUGUACAGUUUGAUGUGUUUUGAUAUGAGUUAACACCCAUGAAACCAUCACCCCCCAAAUUCCAAAAUGCCCUUUUAUAAUCCUUUCAUCCGAGCCCCUUCCCACCUAUUCUUAGCCCUAGGUAACCACUGGUCUGCUUUCUGUCACUACAGGUUAGUUUGCAUUUUCUAGAAUUUUAUGUAAAUGAAAUCAUACAGUAUGUGUGCUUUUUUUAACCUGUUUCCUUCCACUCAGCAUAAUUAUUUUGAGAUUCAUCCAUGUUAUGUAUAUUGAUAAUUUCAGACCAGUAAUUUCUGAAUAAUUUAUCCUAUUGAUUUUGUUUGGUGUCUUCUGUUUUUUUUUACUUAUAGACCUGUGGUGGACAGACUUGGGAAAGACCAUUGCUAGAUGUGAAAGCUUGGGGUAGGCGAGAAGUCCUACUGUACCUUCCUAGACAGAAAGGCUUCAAAGUGGGACUGGUUAAGCCUAUCUUAAUCAUGGUCUUUCUGAGUUACCCAAACUCUGGUCGGUAUUGUACAGAAAAUGCUUAAUGAUGAAUCCCCUCAUUAUUUGUGUUGGGCGGUGGUGUGGGGAAAAGCUUAGGACUAAUCUGCAUUAUUCUGGUAUUGCUUUCUCUUGCUCCUAAUUUUUAGUCAUGCGUUCUUACCUUUUUAUUGGAAAUAUGUGCCAAUUUAUGUUUAAACCAAUUAUUUAUUCAGAAUUUUGAACAGUAGAAUGGAGGCCAAGUGUCCGUUGUAAAAUAAGUAGUAAUUUUGAGUACCAACAUUUUCUUUUCACAGGACAGGGUCUAUAUUGUAUUUUGUCUCUACCUAGAUAUUCAGUUUUCUUCUAGACCCCUGACCUUUUCUAAGCCACAAAGCAGAACUCGUUCAGAUCUGUAAGGUACAAAAAUAAACAUAGGGUAAACAACAGCGGGUAAGGUACCUUUGGAGUUCAAGAAACAGAACUGUAUAUCCUGAAGUCUGUUUCUUGGAGGGGGGAGGGAAUGUGGGGUGCUGGAAGGGGAGGAAAAAUAUAAAUGAGGUUCUUAUGUAUUGAUGUCCUCUUCUCAGAUCUGCUACAAUGGCAUCCGAUGACUUUGAUAUAGUGAUUGAGGCCAUGCUGGAGGCUCCCUAUAAAAAAGAGGAGGAUGAGCAGCAAACUAACGAGGUUGAAAAGGAGAGCCCUAGUAACACCACCAACAGCACCAGCUGUACCGGCAGCAGUGGCAGUGGCACCAGUGGGAGCAGCGCCAGUGGGGAGGCAGGCAGGAAGAAGAGGAGUCGGAGCCAUAGUAAAAGCAGGGAUAGAAAACGCAGUCGUAGUCGAGACCGUCAUAGGCGGAGAAGCAGUCGGAGCCGGAGUCGAGAUCGGCAGCGUCGUCACCGCAGCCGUAGCUGGGAACGUCGACAUAGUAGUGAGUCACGAAGUCGAGACCGACGUCGUGAGGAUCGUGUGCGCUACAGGAGUCCACCGCUUGCCACUGGGCGUAGGUAUGGACACAGUAAGAGUCCUCAUUUCCGGGAAAAGAGCCCAGUCAGGGAGCCAGUUGAUAAUCUGAGUCCUGAGGAGCGGGAUGCCCGCACGGUGUUCUGUAUGCAGUUAGCUGCCCGCAUUCGGCCUCGGGACCUGGAGGACUUUUUCUCGGCUGUUGGCAAGGUUCGAGAUGUACGUAUCAUCUCAGAUCGGAACUCACGUCGUUCUAAGGGCAUUGCCUAUGUGGAAUUCUGUGAGAUCCAGUCUGUGCCACUUGCCAUUGGGCUGACCGGACAGCGGCUGCUGGGAGUGCCUAUCAUUGUACAGGCCUCACAGGCUGAGAAAAACCGACUGGCAGCCAUGGCCAACAACCUGCAGAAGGGCAGUGGUGGACCAAUGCGCCUCUACGUGGGCUCCCUGCACUUCAAUAUCACCGAGGACAUGCUCCGGGGCAUCUUUGAGCCCUUUGGCAAAAUUGAUAAUAUUGUCCUGAUGAAGGACUCAGAUACAGGCCGCUCUAAAGGUUAUGGUUUUAUUACGUUCUCUGACUCUGAGUGUGCCCGCCGGGCCCUGGAACAGUUGAAUGGCUUUGAGCUUGCUGGUCGGCCUAUGAGGGUUGGCCAUGUGACCGAGCGACUGGAUGGUGGCACAGACAUCACUUUUCCUGAUGGAGACCAGGAUCUGGAUCUGGGAUCAGCGGGUGGACGUUUGCAGCUCAUGGCCAAAUUGGCAGAAGGCUCUGGAAUCCAGCUGCCGACCACUGCUGCUGUUGCCCAAGCUGCUGCCUUGCAACUGAAUGGAGCAGUUCCUUUGGGGGCCCUGAACCCAGCGGCUUUGACGGCUCUGAGUCCGGCCCUGAACCUCGCCUCCCAGGCAAUCGCCUCCCAGUGCUUCCAGCUUUCCAGCCUCUUUACCCGCCAAACCAUGUGAGUCUCAAGGCCCAGCUCAUUUCAGUGUUCACAGUUAACUUUCUUUCCUCCAGCUUCCCGUUUACAUCUUCUCCAUGCCACAGGUAAUUAGUGGCGCAGUCCACUGCCUACCUGUGCCUCUGGGUCCUGCCACUCCCUUCUCCACGUCUACCCUUCCAUGGCCCCUUCUCUCCAUUCUGUGGACCAAACCAUCCUGAGGGUGUGAACAUUGACGGUGGGGGAACUGGGACCCCCUAGGACACCAAGAAGAGCUCCUGCCCACCUCAGCCGCAGUGGGAAUGGACUCUGGUGAGCAAAGCUGCCAGUUGAAGAGAACAGAAUCUGCACUUGAAUUGAACAUCUGUUUCUCUGUAUUUAUCGUCUCCUGGGAUGACCUUCCUUGCCCUUUACAACCACCUCUUACUGAUUCCUUGAUUCCUCCCCCAUUGGGAAGGCCAUAGGGCAUUAACUGAAGGAACUAACCGCUCUUUGCCUGCCUGUACCUUUACUGUACAGUCUGUCACGGAAAACCUUUAAGACCUCUGGUCUGUGAGGACUUUGGGGUUUGAGGGAGUGAACCUUGAAAGUGCUGGCUUGCUGCUACAAGGGCCCUGGAAGAUAGCACAGACGUGUGUUGGGAAGCCUGCCUUAAACCUUAGCUUGGGGCCAGAACUGCUACUGUGGGCUCAACAUCUUGCUGGGAGGUGUGGGAAUGAUCUCUCCUGCCAGCCAUUUUGGAUGUCUUAGGGGCAUUCGGGAGUUCAGUGAAAGGUGGGGUACCUUUCUGGUAUCUUCCAUCUUCCUUUGUGUAGUUGUCCUUCCUUUGGCCCAGGGUGGGAGGAUGGAGGGGAGGCUGCUUCUCUCCACCACUUCCAUGUGCCUCUGGAGACUGUGGGCUCAGGCCCAGCUGGGCACACGUGAGUCCUUCUCACUGUAUUUUAUACCCUUGUGUCUGUGUACAUAAAUAUAAAUAUAUAUAUAUAUAUAUAUAAACUUUGUACAAAAGGCAGGUCCCACGGUUGUGGCGGCGGCUGCCCAUGUGUGGUCUCGGUCCAGUGGUGUGUCUGUCUGACGUUAACUUCUCCUGAGCCAAAACCACGAAUGGUUCUAGGGAUAUAAAACAUUUGUAAUGCUA
Molecule: messenger RNA, 6347 nt
Organism: Lagenorhynchus albirostris (white-beaked dolphin)
Lineage: Eukaryota; Metazoa; Chordata; Mammalia; Artiodactyla; Delphinidae
Gene: RBM23
Product: RNA binding motif protein 23
Exons: 12
Coding region: 3912-5234 (440 amino acids)
Biological process (GO): mRNA processing
Cellular component (GO): nucleus
Molecular function (GO): RNA binding
Source: RefSeq, a predicted model, not a curated record